AUGGCCACGCGCGCCGUGCACCUCGAGAUAGUGAACGGCUAUUUGACUCCCGCGUUCUUAGGAGCAUAUUCACGGUUUUGCGCCCGACGAGGUCUCCCCGCGUCAAUCUACUCCGACAACGGAACAACGUUCGUCGGCGCGGACCGCGAAAUUCAAGGAGCGUUUCGCGCGGCCCUACGCGAUCCGAACUUCUUAAAUCGAACCGCCUCCGAUCAAGUUACGUGGCACUUCAUCUCUCCAGCAGCCCUGCAUUUCGGCGGGCUAUGGGAAGCCGGAGUUCGAAGCGUGAAGCACCACCUUCGACGAGUAGUGGGGGCUCACACCCUCACGUUUGAGGAAUUCGCGACACUCCUGUGCAAUAUAGAGGCCUGUCUAAACUCCAGGCCGCUCGCCCCGCUCACCGAUUCCGCUGACGAAUAUGAAGCGCUCACUCCCGGUCAUUUCUUGAUAGGCGCCGCGUUAACCGCGAGCCCCGAAGCCUCCGUGCUUCAUCUUAAUGAAAAUCGGCUCUCGCGUUGGCAAGUGGUCCGUCAGACGACAGAACGGUUCUGGAAGCUGUGGCAAACCGAUUACGUCAACACGCUGCAGCAAAGAGCCAAGUGGCGAAAAUCUGGGAAGGAGCAAAUCCGAGUAGGACAGCUCGUACUCCUUCAAAACCCGUUACUUUCACCGUGCAAAUGGGAGUUAGGCCGCAUAAUCCAAUGUCACGCGGGCUCCGAUAAUGUCGUACGAGUCGUAACAGUAAAGACCGCAACGUCCGAAUUCAAGCGGCCCGUUGUAAAAAUCUGCGUAUUGCCAAUCGAUAUCGAAAACGCCGAAACGCCGGCGUAA
Messenger RNA from Temnothorax curvispinosus, 831 nucleotides. RefSeq lists its product as uncharacterized. Gene Ontology annotation, molecular function: nucleic acid binding. The transcript has a single exon. NCBI's taxonomy places the organism in Eukaryota, Metazoa, Arthropoda, Insecta, Hymenoptera, Formicidae. The record is from RefSeq and is a predicted model, not a curated record. Bases 1 to 831 code for a protein of 276 amino acids.